Molecule: messenger RNA, 1040 nt
Organism: Cercospora beticola
Lineage: Eukaryota; Fungi; Ascomycota; Dothideomycetes; Mycosphaerellales; Mycosphaerellaceae
Source: RefSeq, a predicted model, not a curated record
CGUAUCUGUCUUCGGUAGCGGUCCGGACAGUAGGGAGAAAGUUCAACGAACAUCAUGCUAUCGGUUUAGUCUCAGAGCUUUGCCAUCUCCGCCGUGUCCGGAUAUCCAGGCCUCGGACGUUCCACGCGGACAGGGAGAACAGUUGGAGAUGUUCUCAAAGAACUUGCCAUCUAUAAAGGCUGCCCUUCCCACCGAAAGUAACCCAUCAGCAACAAUUCAGUUCAAGCAGCACAACAGACAACCAAGCUCCCCUUCAAAAAAAUCCCCAGACCAACCACCAUCAAAAUGAAGACCACCAUCAUCCUCGCGCUCUCCGCCCUUUCCGGCUUCGCCCUCGCUGGCAAAGACCACUCCGAGCACAACUGCUGCUUCCGCAACGACCGCACCGGUGGCACAUGGGCAACUCAUCCAGAUCUCACCAAGGCUGCUUGCGGCGACUUCCCUCAAGGAACCUACGACAACGGUGUCUGCACCGAGAACAUCAACAUUCGCCGCAUUGAUGGCGAUGCUUUCUUCGCUGCCUGCAAGUCUCACUCGGAAGAUGUCCACAUUGUUGACAAGAGCAACGUCGGAGCGGGUUACCGUGGAACUUGCUAGAUGGUUGAACAGAAGUAAUCGGAGGAGUACGUUUGAAGGAUAUAAAAGAGAGCAUUGGUUGUUGGGGAGUUUCUGAGUGGCUGUUUGCGUCUCUACUGGUGACCGGUUUCGCGUGUCAUUCAGUGCAACCUUCGGUAACCCUACAAAUGGAAAUCGAGGACUCAAUGCGGUCAAUUUCGCCCUCGACUCAAAUUCCACGACUCUUUCUUCGCCGCUCCUCCUGCAUAUACGAAUUGAGAGAGAGAUUUGUGGGGUUCACUAUUGUCUAGCAGGCGGCACAGUGGGAUGGCAGUGUAUAAAGCUCAUAGCGCCGUUGCACGUUGGCUACCGGUAUUGAUUCUUGAUCUCUUUCUAUCGAAUAUUGAACGUCAUGCGAUUUGCAGGGACCAAGCGACAACAGUCUUUGAUCUGACGAUAUCAACAAGAGAGCUUUUAAGCACGGG